Blepharisma stoltei is the source of this 2357-nucleotide messenger RNA. The record is from the annotation of a GenBank genome assembly. NCBI's taxonomy places the organism in Eukaryota, Ciliophora, Heterotrichea, Heterotrichida, Blepharismidae.
AUGAAUUGCGAAGAGUGCGGUUUAAGAAAAGCCAGUGCAGUAUGUGUUGAGUGCGAGCAGUCACUUUGCCCAGACUGUGACGAAGCUUUACACAAAGGUGGCAAAAGGAAAAGCCAUCUUAGGCAUCAGAAAUGCAUGCUUUGCAAAAAUCUUGCAUCCAUUCAAUGCGAUACCUGCACCCUCAUGCUUUGUUCAUCCUGCUCCUCUCCACACAUGGCCCAUAUUUACCAGCCAGUCAGCCAGUCAAAAGGUCUUGAGGUACUAUCAUCUCAAUACCCACAGCCUAAGUCGAAUUUUCCUGACUUUCUUGCCCCUUCUAGAAUCCUGCCACCUGAAAGCAAGCCUAGAUCAGUUGAAAACGUCUAUGAAGUCAAAGAAAUUAAAAAAUUGCAAGAUUCUGACAUAGAAACCAAAAUUUCUGCAGUGGACCAAAUUUCAGAAUACCUCAAAAACGAAGCAAGCAAAGGAUUUUUGCUGCACGAGGUGCCUGACUUGAUCCAGUACCUCUGUGCUCAUUUAGCUGUCAACAGUGACUCCAUUAUUAAAUGGCUAAGACUUGCUGAAAAAAAGAAAAUAAUUCAUUUCACAGUGAGGGAAUUCGAAGAUACCUCAAUUGAAUUUGUAAGCUUAUGACUUGAACAAGUCACCUUAGAAAUUCUACUAUGGACUUUAAGGUCACUAAAAAACGACGAAAUGAUGCCGACUGAAAAAGCGAUCCAAUGCAGGAUGAGAGAAGUUUUUGACUUAAAGCCAACUGAUUCGCAAUGAAAUCAGCUAAUACAGAAGGCCAGGAACCAUUCGAACUCGAGCUUCUCAGAAUUCAGCUUAUUCUCUCAGCCUUCACAAGUAUUGCCAAAAUUCAAUAUAAGGGAAAUCAGUGACCCUUCGACUGGGAGUAGAACUCUUGUUAUUUAUCCAAACAACGAAGAGUGGAUAGGGCUCGACCAGCACUCGAAGUUCGGGGACUAUUUAAACAUAAAAAGUACAGAAACAUGGGACGAAUUUUAUAAAUUCUUACUCCUUUUAGAGCAUUAUAAAGUUUUAAAUUAGAAUUUAUUAAAAUCUUAAAAUAAAUUAUCCAUAUAAAGAGCGAGCAAAAUAUUGCUGCUCUCAAUGAAGGAGUUAGAAGAUUAUUUUACUAUUAGAAAGCCGAAAAGAUCAAGGCAGGCUGACAGUCUCAGAGCAAUCCCAGGUGGCCGCUAUGGCUGUGCCCAGUUUAUCAAGCUCUGUGGGCCGAGAUCAGUCAAAAACUGUUCCCUUGGAAAAGUAAGCUAUAUGGUGCAGCUUGCAAUAAACGAAGAUCUGCUCAGGUACCAGAGAACUUUGCUGGUAUGGACUUCCAAUCACCAAAGAACAGUCUCUAAAGGAGAAAUUCAGCGGAAAAUGCAAGCGAUUGAGCAAGCAGUAUUAUCAAUACUUUCAAAAACUCCACAAGGAAUUUCCCUAGCUCAGCUUCCUUUAUAUCUCAAACGAGCUUUGAAGUUUCAAUUAAACAUUGCUGAGCUAGGUUUUGCCAAACUCAAGGAUCUCUUGCUUACUUUUCCCCGCGUCACAGUCGAGCUGAGAGGCACAAACCACCCUUUUGCGGUCCUAAAAGACCCAAAAUCAGAUGAUAGCUUUGAUUAUCACCCAAGUCCAGACACCAUUCUCGGCUAUGUCUACCAGAUUUUCAGAGACAAUAAAUUUGGGAUUUCUGAGUCAAAACUUGAGCCUCUACUUUACGAUAAAAUUGGGAAAAGCAUUGAUUGGUCUAUUUAUCAGACCACUAGCCUGGCUGACUUUAUAGGGAUUUUUGCAGGGUCCCAGUUUGAAGUAAUCAGGACUAAGGAUACAAAUAUGAUAUUCAAAAUUGAGAAUCCGUCAUAUAACUACUUUUAUUCACCCUUUAGGGAUAACUACAGCUCUGUGAUGAUGGAAAAAAUGCAGCACUCUCCUCAUCUUCAUCAGACUUCGUAUAGUCUUGAUUUUCCAGACAGCAAAGGGAAAAUCGUGAAUAUUUCAAAUAUCCCUCUUGAUUUUGCAAAAAAUGAAGAGCUGACUGAUGAAAUGUAUCGUUAUUUUGAUAACUUCUAUGAUGGGAGCACUGAUGUAUCAAGUGCUUGGAAUAGUUUGAGCAUGAAAAAUGAAAAAAUAAAUUGUGAAAAGAAGUCGCACUUAAGAACACAUAGUGAAGGGCUCAAUGAUGUGAUUGAAGCUAAAAAUCCACAGCAUGCAAGCUGGCUUACUCUCCCUUUUAAGAGAGAAUUUUUUCACUCUUAAAGGAGGCUAAUUUUCCCAAAAAUAAUAAAUGAUGUUCUCCCACUUAAAGGAAGGGAGCUAGUACUUCAGAAAUUAAGCCACCUCCGGGAUUUGAAUAA